CUUUUCGCUAGCGUCUUCCGUCGCAUGGGCACAGAACAGAGCCUUCAAAGAUGACUACUGCAGCAAGACCUACAUUUGAACCUGCCAGGGGAGGGAGGGGUAAAGGAGAAGGGGAUUUAAGUGCAUUGUCCAAGCAAUAUUCCAGUCGUGAUCUUCCUGGACACACAAAGAUUAAGUACAGGCAACCCACCCAGGAUGCCCCUGAGGAGGUCCGUGCCCGUGACUUCCGUAGGGAGCUGGAGGAGAGGGAACGUGUGGCUGUUCGCGAGAAGACCAGAGAGAGGGGACCAAGAGAGCAUACCACAUCAUCGUCUUCUUCAUCAUCCUCUAAGCGGCCCCGGUUAGAUCAGAUCCCAGCAGCCAAUCUGGAUGCUGAUGACCCCCUCACAGAUGAUGACGAGGAUGAGGACUCUGAGGAAGACAGCGAUGAUGAUGACACUGCAGCUCUGCUAGCAGAACUGGAGAAGAUCAAGAAAGAGCGGGCUGAAGAGCUAGAGCGCAAAGAGCGGGAGCAGAAAGCGGAAGAGGAGAGGAUUCGCAUGGAGAAUAUCUUGAGUGGCAAUCCACUGAUUAAUUUAGCUGGACAGCAGCAACAGCUAAAUCAAACACAGACUACAUUCAGUGUCAAGAGGAGGUGGGACGAUGAUGUUGUCUUCAAGAACUGUGCCAAAGGAGUGGAUGAUGCACGGAAAGAAAAACGCUUUGUCAAUGACACUCUACGCUCUGAAUUUCACAAGAAAUUCAUGGAGAAAUAUGUAAAGUAAAGGACUGGAAGUUGAUUUUUUUUCCUGCUUUCUAUCUCAUUUAAAAUAGUGUAUUCGUCAGUUGGAUGUUCAUAGUAUACCCAACAAUACAGUAACCAUUGUUAUUCGUGAAAAAUUUGACUCACAAUAGCCAACACCUGAAAAUAUUGUACAUACAUGAGUUUAUUGAAUUUUGAGCUUUUAGUUAAAAUGGGAAAUUUUUAAAUUGUGUUUGAGAUAGUUAAAAUACAUUGCCAUAUCUGAUUGUCUCUAGGUUGUUUUUUUUUUUAAGUUCAAUAAACAAAAAUCAUCUUAC
This is a messenger RNA of Lampris incognitus (smalleye Pacific opah), 1059 nucleotides long. RefSeq names its product CWC15 spliceosome associated protein homolog (gene cwc15). Gene Ontology annotation, biological process: mRNA cis splicing, via spliceosome. Gene Ontology annotation, molecular function: RNA binding. The record is from RefSeq and is a predicted model, not a curated record. Gene Ontology annotation, cellular component: catalytic step 2 spliceosome. Lineage: Eukaryota; Metazoa; Chordata; Actinopteri; Lampriformes; Lampridae. The transcript is spliced from 7 exons. Bases 51 to 764 code for a protein of 237 amino acids.